Messenger RNA from Cephus cinctus (wheat stem sawfly), 1415 nucleotides. RefSeq names its product ER membrane protein complex subunit 2. Gene Ontology annotation, cellular component: EMC complex. Gene Ontology annotation, molecular function: protein binding. Gene Ontology annotation, biological process: protein folding in endoplasmic reticulum. The coding region runs from base 102 to 971 and encodes 289 amino acids. The transcript is spliced from 7 exons. Lineage: Eukaryota; Metazoa; Arthropoda; Insecta; Hymenoptera; Cephidae. The record is from RefSeq and is a predicted model, not a curated record.
AUUUCCUAUAACCCACAUCAUAUAACCUCGAUACGUGUGUCGUGUCAAGUUUUGUUGAAUCAUUUGAUUGUAUCACAUUUUUCUUUUAAAAACCAGGAAUCAUGGCAUGGAAUUACGAUAAAUUAUCUUGGUCGGAGGUCCGAGAUCUUUUCAGAACCUGGAGAGAGGAUUCUGAACGGAAAAGUAAAGACGUGGUAGAUUUAUGGGAGGCAGUAUUGAUGGACAAAGUUGAUCAUCUUGGGAAUGAAAAAUAUUUGAUAUUGGAGCAAGUAUGUGUAGCAGCAUUGGACUGCUAUCGUUUAUCAUUAGCUGAAUAUUGCAUAAAGAUUCUCAUGCGAGAGUUUCCUGGAAGCUUGAGAGUUCACAAAUAUCAUGCAAUGCAUUUAGAAGCAUUGGAAAUGUAUGAUGAAGCACUAGAAGUAUUAGAUUCUAUCAUUAAGAGAGAUGAGACUAAUGCCGCACCUAGGAAGAGACGUGUUGCUAUCUUGAAAGCUAAAGGACGAAUAACGGAGGCCAUUAAAGAGCUUGCAGAGUAUCUCAAAAAAUUCAUGAGUGAUCAAGAGGCAUGGCACGAACUGUGCGAUCUGUAUUUACAGGAACAAGAAUAUUCCAAAGCUGCAUUUUGCAUGGAGGAGCUUAUAUUGCAUAAUCCACAUAGUCAUUUAAUUUAUCAACGAUAUGCAGAAAUCAAAUAUUCUCAGGGUGGUUAUGAAAAUAUGGAGAUUGCAAAAGUAUAUUUCGCCCAAGCAGUGAAAUUAAAUCCAAAUAAUAUCAGAGCGCUUUAUGGAUUGCUAUUAGUAACAAACAAUAUUGCUCUAUCGGCAAAGUGCCCAACAGCAAAGAAAAAAGAAGCAGUAAAACUGAGCAGCUGGGUUGCUAAUCAAAUAGAGAAACAGUACAGUGCAAAAGCAUCUCAUGACGAUGUUCGGGGCGUGGAAGGAUUAUUAGGACAAUUGCAACUGGAUGCUUAGGAGUUUGAUUAGCAAACUAAAUUUUCAUAAUCGACUUAGUUAAUAAUUUGUACAUUUGUUUCAAUGUUGUAAUAUAUGUAAAUGCAAUACACACAUCUCAUGCCAUUGUUGCCAAAAAUGUCUAGAGCAUUUUUUUGAGAUAGCUUUCGUACAAAAACAAAACUAAGAUCCAUGGACAAUUAAUAAUUGUGUACGCAUUGAAUUACCUGACGGAUAUGCAAAUGUUCCAAUAAACUAUAAUCAUAUUUACUAUUUAUUCAUCUAUCAAAGACAUUUGGUAAAAAUAUCGAAAUUUCAAGUAUUAAUAACUAAAAAUCAUUGCAAUAAGUCAUCCGUACUUUGUCUUAUUGCACUGAUUGUAUCACAGUAAUUCGCAAACUUUUCUAUAGAGCACAGGUGAUCAAACUAUUCAAGUUUUACAGAUGCAUAGAAAUAAAUAAAUAA